Molecule: messenger RNA, 924 nt
Organism: Amyelois transitella
Lineage: Eukaryota; Metazoa; Arthropoda; Insecta; Lepidoptera; Pyralidae
Product: homeobox protein Hox-A7
Exons: 3
Coding region: 52-801 (249 amino acids)
Biological process (GO): regulation of transcription by RNA polymerase II; cell differentiation
Molecular function (GO): DNA-binding transcription factor activity, RNA polymerase II-specific; RNA polymerase II cis-regulatory region sequence-specific DNA binding
Source: RefSeq, a predicted model, not a curated record
AAUUUGUAACAUAUUGAUAAAGUAUUCGGCAGUGCCAAACAAGCAGUCGAUAUGUGCGCGUGUCGCCAAAAAAAGUCAUCCUUCUUCAUAGAAGAUAUCCUUAAAGAUACGACGAAGAAGCCUUAUAAAAACCUAAGCAAUGAGCCAUCUAAACCAUUGGUUUGUAACAAACCAGUUGAAGCUAUUGAUGUUGAAAAAGAUGAAGUAGAUGACAAAGUGACUAAGAUAGAAUAUUCACGCGAGGUACACGAUGAAUUGGAUUGGAGUAAUGCCAAACUGGAACAAAGAAGGAACACGUAUCCAUUGUAUCCUACUCCGAUGAAAGCUAACAUCCCGUGGCCUCAAUAUAGAGUAAAGGACCCAAUAUCGUACCCUGUGGCACCCCGGCAUUCUUUUAGUUACUACAGCGACCCAUUACUCAAUACGGAUCAAAUUUUGCGAAGCCAGUUAGCUGCGAAUAGAUUUGUGACGCAUCCAUUCACGAUACGACAACCAUAUGCUUUCGAGAGAGUGCCAUCAUCAUGUUGCAGCCCGUGGUGGGGGGUAGGUGGACGUCGGAAAGGGGGGCAGGUGCGGUUCAGUGCGGCUCAGACAGGCGCAUUGGAAAGACGCUUCGGAGCCAGCAAGUAUCUAAGUCCUGAUGAGAGAAGAGCGCUGGCAGCCUCGCUUAGGCUUAGUGAUCGACAGGUGAAAACUUGGUUUCAAAACAGGCGUGCCAAAUGGCGACGCACAACUCCAGAUUCAGCUGACGCGGGCAGCCCUGACACCGCGGACGAAGUUUCGGACGAUGACGUCAUCUGACGUUCACCUCGCGACGUCAUGUGACGUCAAUGAAAUGACCGGCCAUUAACAGCACAGCGCUGAGGUCUUGGUCUGGAUCGAAUUAAAAUAGACGACUUGGCGAUUAAAUUACUUACAGCAUUA